Molecule: messenger RNA, 6689 nt
Organism: Octodon degus (degu)
Lineage: Eukaryota; Metazoa; Chordata; Mammalia; Rodentia; Octodontidae
Gene: Col5a1
Product: collagen type V alpha 1 chain
Exons: 66
Coding region: 347-5890 (1847 amino acids)
Molecular function (GO): extracellular matrix structural constituent
Source: RefSeq, a predicted model, not a curated record
CCCGGGUGAGGUCCGCACUCCUGGCCCGGCUGGCGCAGGACCUCACUCCCCGGAGCGCGCGCGGGAGCGGGUCGCGGGGCAGCGGCGGCGGCGAGGAGCGCUCGGAGAGCGGAGGAGGCCGCGCAAGCCAGCGAGCCGAGCUGGGUCCCCGGCGCCCCGUGUGCUGAGUGGAGCCCCCGCCGCGGGCGCGCGCCGGCCGCCCCUUUCCCGACCCCCAAGAGCCCGCGCGAGGCCGCCUCCCUAUGACUUCCUGAGCCGGGGGUCCCCCCGCAUCUGCGCCCCGCGCCCUCGUGCGUCCCGUGCGCCCCCGCGCGCCCCCGUGCUCCCCGGCCCGCGCCCCGCCGGCAUGGACGUCCACACCCGCUGGAAAGCUCGCUGCCCCCAGCGCCUGGGCGUCCUGCCGCUGUCCCGGCUGUCGCUCCUGCUCCUCGUGCUGCUGUGGGCGCCGCUGCAGAGCCGCGCAGCUCAGCCAGCAGACCUCCUGAAGGUCCUGGACUUCCACACCUUGCCGGAUGGAGUAACGAAGACUGCCGGCUUUUGCACCACACGACGAUCCUCCAAGGGCCCGGAUGUCGCCUACCGAGUCACCAAAGACGCACAGCUCAGCGCGCCCACCAAGCAGCUGUACCCUGCGUCCGCGUUUCCCGAGGACUUCUCCAUCCUGACCACUGUGAAAGCCAAGAAAGGCAGCCAGGCCUUCCUGGUCUCCAUCUACAACGAGCAGGGCAUCCAGCAGGUCGGGCUGGAGAUGGGCCGCUCGCCCGUCUUCCUCUACGAGGACCACACGGGGAAGCCUGGGCCCGAGCAGUACCCGCUCUUCAGGGGCAUCAACCUGUCGGAUGGCAAGUGGCACAGAAUCGCUCUCAGUGUCCACAAGAAGAACGUCACCUUGAUCCUCGACUGCAAAAAGAAGACCACAAAGUUCCUUGACCGCAGCGACCACCCAAUCGUGGAUGUCAACGGCAUCAUCGUGUUCGGCACCCGGAUCCUGGAUGAAGAAGUAUUCGAGGGUGACAUCCAGCAGUUGCUUUUCGUCUCAGACCACCGGGCAGCUUACGAUUACUGUGAGCACUACAGUCCUGACUGUGACACCGCAGUCCCCGACACCCCCCAGUCUCAGGACCCCAACCCAGAUGAAUAUUACCCAGACGGAGAAGGCGAUGGCGAGACCUAUUACUACGAGUAUCCCUACUACGAGGACCCCGAUGACCCGGGCAAGGAGCCUGCCACCACCAGCAAGCCCGUGGAAGCUGCGAGAGAAACUUCGGAGAUUCCCGAGGACCCCACGCUACCCCCCACAGCAGCCCCUACAGCGCCUGAUUCAGUGCCUGACUCGGUGCCCGAGACCAGCGAGCGGGCUGGUGGGGAGGAAGAUUAUGAUUAUGUGCCCCCCGACGAGUACUACACCUCCCCGUACGAGGACCUCAACUACGGCGAGGGUGUGGAGAACCCGGAGCAGCCCACCGACCCCGACAUGCCAGCUGAGGUCCCCACAAGUGCCACAGCUGGCUCCAACAGCUCCAAUCCGGCUCCGUCCCCAGGGGAAGGGAUUGAUGACCUGGACAGCGAGUUCACGGAGGAAACCAUCAAGAACCUGGAGGAGAGCUACUACGACCCUUACUUCAACCCUGACUCUGACUCCAACGGCUCCCCGUCGGAGAUAGGGCCCGGCAUGCCUGCAAACCAGGACACCAUCUACGAAGGGAUUGGAGGGCCCCGGGGCGAGAAGGGUCAGAAGGGAGAGCCGGCCACCAUCGAGCCGGGCAUGCUCAUUGAGGGGCCGCCCGGCCCGGAAGGACCCGCCGGUCUUCCAGGACCUCCAGGAACCACAGGUCCCACUGGCCAAGCGGGCGACCCUGGAGAGAGGGGUCCACCUGGGCGCCCUGGCCUUCCUGGGGCCGAUGGCCUUCCUGGCCCACCUGGGACCAUGCUCAUGCUGCCGUUCCGCUUCGGAGGUGGUGGAGAUGCAGGCUCCAAAGGCCCCAUGGUGUCGGCCCAGGAGUCCCAGGCCCAGGCCAUCCUCCAGCAGGCCAGGCUGGCACUGAGGGGACCAGCCGGCCCGAUGGGGUUGACAGGGAGGCCCGGCCCCAUGGGCCCUCCUGGCAGCGGAGGUCUGAAGGGCGAGCCGGGCGACAUGGGGCCUCAGGGGCCCCGAGGUGUCCAAGGCCCUCCUGGCCCAUCAGGGAAGCCCGGAAGACGGGGCCGGGCUGGGAGUGAUGGAGCGAGAGGCAUGCCCGGACAAACAGGCCCCAAGGGUGACCGCGGCUUCGACGGCCUGGCUGGCUUGCCUGGCGAGAAGGGCCACAGGGGUGACCCUGGUCCUUCUGGCCCACCAGGACCCCCGGGAGAGGAUGGAGAAAGGGGUGAUGAUGGCGAAGUUGGACCCAGAGGGCUGCCCGGGGAGCCGGGGCCACGGGGUCUGCUUGGGCCGAAGGGGCCCCCAGGCCCUCCAGGACCCCCCGGUGUGACGGGUAUGGAUGGUCAGCCGGGCCCGAAGGGCAAUGUGGGCCCCCAAGGAGAGCCCGGCCCCCCAGGACAGCAGGGUAACCCUGGUGCCCAGGGUCUUCCAGGCCCCCAGGGUGCCAUCGGUCCUCCAGGAGAGAAGGGCCCUCUGGGUAAGCCAGGCCUCCCAGGAAUGCCUGGCGCUGACGGACCCCCGGGGCACCCUGGCAAGGAAGGCCCUCCAGGGGAGAAAGGAGGCCAGGGUCCACCUGGCCCCCAGGGCCCCCUAGGCUACCCAGGCCCUCGAGGAGUCAAGGGGGCGGACGGUAUCCGCGGGCUGAAGGGCACCAAGGGCGAGAAGGGUGAAGAUGGCUUCCCUGGGUUCAAAGGCGACAUGGGCAUCAAGGGCGAUCGGGGGGAGAUUGGCCCUCCUGGCCCCAGAGGUGAAGAUGGCCCUGAAGGCCCGAAGGGCCGUGGCGGUCCCAACGGAGAUCCGGGUCCCCUGGGCCCCCCUGGGGAGAAGGGCAAACUCGGAGUCCCAGGCUUGCCCGGGUACCCAGGAAGACAAGGGCCGAAGGGCUCCGUUGGAUUCCCGGGAUUCCCUGGCGCCAAUGGAGAGAAGGGUGGCCGGGGGACACCUGGAAAGCCCGGCCCACGGGGACAGCGAGGCCCAACGGGGCCAAGGGGUGAGAGAGGCCCACGGGGCAUCACGGGGAAGCCUGGUCCCAAGGGAAACUCUGGAGGUGAUGGCCCAGCUGGCCCUCCCGGUGAGCGGGGACCCAACGGACCCCAAGGACCCACGGGCUUCCCUGGACCAAAGGGUCCCCCAGGUCCCCCAGGCAAGGACGGGCUCCCUGGACACCCUGGACAGCGAGGCGAGACUGGCUUCCAAGGCAAGACCGGCCCCCCAGGACCCCCAGGUGUGGUUGGCCCUCAGGGUCCUACGGGAGAAACGGGCCCGAUGGGCGAGCGCGGCCACCCUGGGCCUCCCGGCCCUCCUGGUGAACAGGGGCUCCCAGGCGUUGCCGGCAAAGAAGGGACCAAGGGUGACCCAGGCCCAGUUGGCCUCCCUGGGAAGGACGGACCCCCAGGCUUACGUGGCUUCCCUGGGGACCGAGGGCUCCCUGGUCCGGUGGGAGCCCUUGGGCUGAAAGGUAACGAAGGCCCCCCCGGCCCCCCAGGCCCCGCGGGAUCUCCGGGGGAGAGAGGUCCUGCUGGUGCGGCUGGACCCAUCGGCAUCCCUGGGCGCCCUGGGCCGCAGGGACCACCAGGGCCGGCUGGAGAGAAAGGGGCUCCGGGCGAGAAAGGCCCACAAGGCCCGGCUGGCCGAGACGGGCUCCAGGGUCCUGUGGGGCUUCCAGGCCCUGCUGGCCCUGUGGGGCCCCCUGGUGAAGACGGAGAUAAGGGAGAGAUCGGGGAGCCCGGACAGAAAGGAAGCAAGGGGGACAAAGGCGAGCAGGGUCCCCCCGGGCCCACGGGUCCUCAAGGCCCCAUUGGACAGCCAGGCCCCUCCGGUGCAGACGGGGAGCCAGGCCCCCGUGGACAGCAGGGCCUCUUUGGACAGAAGGGAGACGAAGGCUCGAGAGGUUUCCCUGGGCCGCCAGGGCCCGUGGGGCUCCAGGGCCUGCCCGGACCUGCGGGUGAAAAGGGCGAGACAGGAGACGUGGGCCAGAUGGGCCCGCCCGGUCCCCCUGGCCCCCGAGGACCAUCCGGAGCUCCAGGUGCUGACGGGCCUCAAGGGCCUCCUGGUGGAAUUGGGAAUCCUGGCGCCGUGGGUGAGAAGGGGGAGCCCGGCGAAGCUGGCGAGCCUGGCCUUCCAGGAGAAGGGGGCCCUCUGGGACCUAAAGGAGAAAGAGGAGAGAAGGGAGAGGCCGGCCCCUCGGGAGCUGCCGGACCCCCUGGACCCAAAGGCCCUCCGGGAGAUGACGGCCCCAAAGGCAGUCCUGGCCCAGUAGGUUUUCCUGGUGAUCCUGGCCCCCCUGGAGAGCCCGGCCCUGCGGGUCAAGACGGUCCCCCUGGUGACAAAGGAGAUGAUGGUGAACCUGGACAGACGGGAUCUCCCGGCCCCACUGGAGAGCCUGGUCCAUCCGGACCACCGGGAAAGCGGGGCCCCCCAGGCCCCGCAGGCCCUGAAGGCAGACAAGGAGAGAAGGGAGCCAAGGGAGAAGCUGGCUUGGAAGGCCCUCCUGGGAAGACUGGCCCCAUUGGCCCGCAGGGGUCCCCAGGGAAGCCUGGCCCCGACGGCCUGCGCGGGAUCCCUGGCCCUGUGGGAGAACAGGGUCUCCCCGGAUCCCCAGGCCCGGAUGGACCACCCGGCCCCAUGGGUCCCCCAGGACUGCCCGGGCUCAAAGGAGAUUCUGGACCCAAAGGUGAAAAGGGACACCCUGGCCUGAUUGGGCUCAUUGGCCCACCUGGAGAGCAGGGAGAAAAGGGUGACCGAGGCCUGCCGGGGCCCCAGGGCUCGUCUGGCCCGAAAGGAGAACAGGGCAUCACUGGUCCUUCCGGCCCGCUCGGCCCCCCGGGACCCCCAGGCCUGCCGGGUCCGCCAGGUCCUAAAGGUGCUAAAGGCUCCUCGGGUCCCACCGGCCCGAAGGGUGAGGCAGGCCAGCCAGGAAUCCCCGGGCCCCCAGGCCCUCCGGGCGAGGUCAUCCAGCCCCUGCCGAUCCAGGCUUCUCGGACGCGGCGGAACAUCGAUGCCAGCCAGCUGCUGGAUGAUGCAGCAGGCGAGAACUACAUGGACUACGCUGAUGGCAUGGAGGAAAUCUUCGGCUCACUCAAUUCACUGAAGCUGGAGAUCGAGCAGAUGAAGCGGCCGCUGGGCACACAGCAAAACCCCGCGCGCACCUGCAAGGACCUGCAGCUCUGCCACCCCGACUUCCCUGAUGGUGAAUACUGGGUGGACCCCAACCAGGGCUGCUCCCGGGACUCCUUUAAAGUCUACUGCAACUUCACAGCGGGAGGGUCGACCUGCAUCUUCCCAGACAAGAAAUCGGAGGGGGCCAGGAUCACUUCUUGGCCCAAAGAAAACCCGGGUUCCUGGUUCAGUGAAUUCAAGCGUGGUAAACUGCUCUCCUACAUGGACGCAGAAGGCAACCCCGUGGGCGUGGUGCAGAUGGCCUUCCUGAGGCUGCUGAGUGCCUCCGCCCACCAGAACAUCACCUACCACUGCUACCAGUCAGUGGCCUGGCAGGACGCCGCCACGGGCAGCUACGACAAGGCCAUGCGCUUCCUGGGCUCCAACGACGAGGAGAUGUCCUACGACAACAGCCCCUACAUCCGCGCCCUGACGGACGGAUGCGCGACCAGGAAAGGCUACCAGAAGACGGUGCUGGAGAUAGACACCCCCAAAGUGGAGCAGGUGCCCAUCGUGGACAUCAUGUUCAACGACUUCGGCGACACGUCACAGAAAUUUGGAUUUGAAGUGGGGCAGGCUUGCUUCAUGGGCUAGGCGCGGCCCACAGCACCCUGGUCUCCCGAGCAACCUCGUGACCUCAGCACACCCUCUGUGAGUGUCCAUGCACGUGUCGUCACCCCAGACAGCGAAGGCUUCUCACGCCCCUCCCGCUCGAAUUCAUCUGCACCCGCGCCCUGGUACCACGCAGUGCCCGACCCCGAGCACCUGGAAAGCGGACAGGGAGAGAGCCGUGUCCCCACCGGAGCUGAAUCACAUGACCUAGCUGCGCCUUGCCUCUCGGGCCACACCCACGUUCCGUCUACACCGCGCGCCAAGGGGAGGGACCGGCCACCGCCCCGCCCACGCUGGCUUAUCCUCGGAUGGACCGCAUCGCGGACGGUUGGCAGGGGUGGGGGUGGGGUGGCAGUAUUUGGAUCUCUCUCAGUUUUAUUUUAAUUCAACUUGAAAAUGUGUAUUUCCCCUGACCGUCGAAAAACGAGCUGAGGCCAGCCUUGCACGAAGGUCGCCGAAGCCUGUUUUUAACAACCCUCAACACAAUCCAUGUAGAGGCCAAACGUCAUUCUGCAUAUGCCUUUCCGAUGGAUUAAAGGUGCUUAUGUUUUUGUGAGUUUUAAGUAAAUAUUUGUAUUGUAUUGUUAUAAAUGUUAAGUGUGCCUGCCUUUCAGUCGUGCGUGGAAACCCAGCCUCAGGCCUGCCGGGAGACCCGGAAGGUGGGGUGAAGCGCCCUGUCUGGGUCUGGUCUCAUUCUCGCAGCAGGUAGCAAGCUCCGCCCCACAAGAAUACAAACGCAUUGGAAAUUUGCCGGGGUCAGCCAGAAGCCGCGCUGCCAGGG